GGCAGCGACAGCUGUGCAAACCCACCCUCCCCACAGCAGCACCCCGCACAUCUGAGGAUGCUGAUGGCCAGGCAGAAGGCUGAGUAUGAAUCUAAAAUUGCAAGCCUGGAGCAGCAGAACAGAGUCCUGCAGUUGGAGAUCCAGGGGAUGCACUGGAAACUGGGACAGCAGCGUAAGUGGUACAGGCUGGUGGAGAUGAAGAUGAGAAAUGCAGAGAGAGCAAAGGAAGAUGCAGAGAGAAGAAAUGAAAUGCUCCAAAAAGAAAUGGAGGAGUUCUUUGAAACCUUUGGGGGAAUGAACAGGUGGAAAUAAACAGGAGUGUGUCAGUUCUAAAUGGAGCCGUGGGAGAGAGAAAGGCCUCACCUCGGGUUCAGAGGUGAAAUAUGAAACAUAACAGGAAAACCUCGGCUGUCAAUUAUAUAAUG
Neopelma chrysocephalum (saffron-crested tyrant-manakin) is the source of this 425-nucleotide messenger RNA. RefSeq names its product rho GTPase-activating protein 24-like. NCBI's taxonomy places the organism in Eukaryota, Metazoa, Chordata, Aves, Passeriformes, Pipridae. The transcript is spliced from 2 exons. The coding region runs from base 58 to 312 and encodes 84 amino acids. The record is from RefSeq and is a predicted model, not a curated record.